This is a messenger RNA of Biomphalaria glabrata, 692 nucleotides long. RefSeq lists its product as uncharacterized. NCBI's taxonomy places the organism in Eukaryota, Metazoa, Mollusca, Gastropoda, Planorbidae. The transcript has 3 exons. The record is from RefSeq and is a predicted model, not a curated record. The coding region runs from base 176 to 511 and encodes 111 amino acids.
CAUAAUAUCAUAAUGCUUAUUAUUAUGUGUUAGUUGUGUAGACUGUGCUUCUUCUUCUAAAUGUGUUAGGCCCACAGGGCAUUUAAAAAAAAUAAAUGUAUUAAGACAUUUGAUUCAUGUGUAACAUACUACACCUUGAGUCUUAUGUUGUUGAUGAUCAGUAAUAGGAAAAAAAAUGGCUGAGUCCGUGUGUGAGUGUUGUCAAACAAUAAAAAUACACGGCAUGAUCUUCAAUGUUGUUGAACGUAUUCGAGAACAGAAUCCUCAAGACGUAGAAGAAGGCAAAUGUCUGGCUCACUGGAAAGCAAUGGACAAAAAGAUUUUAAAUAUUUCAUACCUGCAGGGAUAUAUUAGCGAUUUCUGCAAAGAUCCAAUGGAAAAUAAUGUGGAUUGGUUUUACUUGGCUUGUCGCGUGUUUACCAGGUGGGCCUUUGGUGUUCUGGGCCGAGGUGUCCGCAUCCAAAUUCCUGAGUGUGUCAUGAAAAGAAUAUCAGAGACAUUUCCUCUUUGACAAACUGGAUCUUGUUGAAACAGGACUUUUAGUUCCAAUGUCAUCUUUUUAAGAAAAAAUUAAUUUUACUAAUCGUUAAAUAAUAAUUUUUUCUUUUACCAACUUAUUAAAUGCACUGUACUCAUCGUAUGCAUCAAAAAUUUUUUUUUGUUUCAGAAAAUAAAAAUUAAAUUUUGUUUCA